Messenger RNA from Microsporum canis CBS 113480, 885 nucleotides. RefSeq lists its product as hypothetical. Gene Ontology annotation, molecular function: oxidoreductase activity. The record is from RefSeq and is a predicted model, not a curated record. Bases 1 to 885 code for a protein of 294 amino acids. NCBI's taxonomy places the organism in Eukaryota, Fungi, Ascomycota, Eurotiomycetes, Onygenales, Arthrodermataceae. The transcript has 2 exons.
AUGGCUGCCAGCAACAACACAAGUGAGGGCGUCGAUGCCUGGAUCAACUAUUAUAAACCACCGUCAGAUGGAUCUCCACCGCAGCAUAAUGACCUAGAGAUCAUGUUGGGGGAUAAGGACAUGGUCUCCUAUCGCAUGCGCAUCCACAACUUGCGCGGACGGGAGAACGACUUCAACCUCGAUACCCAUGGACUAAUGUAUGCCAAACUGCAGACAAAAGUACAGGAUUGGGCAAACGAGGAUGAGAUCAGGUCGAUUUAUUUUCCUGAGGUCGAGGAACUCGUCAAGAGAGUCACCGGGGCCUCUCAGGUAUUAGUCUACAACCACACAGUUCGCAAUGCCACCGCAAACGACUACGGAGAUCAUGUCAAGGGGAUUCAGGGAGUCACCGGCCCCGCACGCCGCAUUCACGUCGACCAGACUCCUGAAGGUGCAGUGAGCACCGUGGCAUUCAUGUUUCCAGAGCAGGCCGAAGAGUUUACGAAUCGGGGAUACCAGCUGCUGAAUGUUUGGCGGCCUCUGGCUCGAGUUUGCCGUGACCCCUUUAUGGUGGCAGACAUGUCUAAGAUGCCAGAGUCAGAUCUCAUCUCUGUUCCGCGAUCGUACUACAAUGGGAUGAAGUCUUGGAACUAUGCCGUGAAAUAUAGUGGCAAUGAGGAGCCUAAUAAUACAGAAGUGAUAGUGGAUGGGAAGAGUAGCGGCGGAGAGCACAGUUGGUGGUAUAUUGGAAAUCAGGAAGCUGACGAAGCCAUGAUCUUCUCUUGCUCUGACCUUAGGCCAGGGGAAAGGGCGAAUGGUGCUGUUCACGGCUCGUUCUGUCUACCUGAUCAGGACAAGAUUCCGGCAAGACAGAGCAUAGAGGUUCGAGUUGUAGCAGUCUAUUGA